Closterium sp. Naga37s-1 is the source of this 1998-nucleotide messenger RNA. NCBI's taxonomy places the organism in Eukaryota, Viridiplantae, Streptophyta, Zygnematophyceae, Desmidiales, Closteriaceae. The record is from the annotation of a GenBank genome assembly.
AUGACACGCAGGGGAAACAGCUCACCUCACGCGCGUCAACCUUUCUCUCCUCUCCACUGUUCUCCCUCAUUUACCGCCCUCUCCUCUCCCUCCGUGUGUCUCCUUUCCCUCCGUGCCUCUCCUUUCACUCUCUCCCCUCCCCCCACGGCAGCGUUGGUGGUGUACGACACGCAGGGGAAGCAGCUCACGCGCAUCAUCCCUCAGAACGAGUUCUUCGGAGCGCUCCCGGACUACGUGGAUCGGAGGGACCCCCUGGAGGCGUCAGUGAUGGGCGACAACAUCGGGGGGCUUACCUGCACGUAUGACCGCAAGGCCCGCCGCUUCUACCUCACCGCAGUCUGGCUCUCGGGGCAGUUCAACAACACGUUUGACAAGGCUGGGCUGACGAGGAGGAGGGGCGACAUCACGGUGGGAGCGGGCCUCAUAGUGGCCGCAUCCACCACCGCCGACCCCACCAAGCCCUUGCCUUGGCAUGCGUUCACCACACAUGCCAACCGUCCUCUCCCGUCCCCGCCUCAUCUCCUCCCAUCCCCUCCCAUCCCCUCCCAUCGCUUCCUUCCCCUCCUGUCUCUCCUCCCUUCCGAUCCGUACACACUUCUCCCGCCCCCUCCCUUCGCCUCGCUUCCCCCCCCUUCCCUGUCUUCCUCUCCCUCCUCACUUCCUGUCUUCCCCUCCCUCCUCACCUCACUUCCCGUCUCCUCCCAUACCAUUUGUGAAAACCCCCCUGUCCUUUUUCCGUCUCCUCCCGUCCCUGUCCGUCCUCUCCCGUCCCCUUCCGUCCACUCACUGACCUUCCCUUACCCUCCCUCUUCCGUCCCCUCCCAUCCUUUCCCUUACCCUCAGGAGUUCCCUUCACCCACCCUCUCGCCCCCUCAUCCCCUCAUCCCCGCGCCCCCCCUCUCCCCCCCUCAUCCCCCAUAUCCAAGGCGCAGCUGGGGCGGGCGGAGAACGCUACCAUUCUUCGAUUCUGCCACAUCCAAGGCCCAGCUGCAGCGGGCAGAGAACGCCAACAUUCUGCGCUUCGUCGUGCCGGCCUCUCCCACCCCCACCAACCCCUCCUGGACCAUUCUCCCUCAGAAGGUUGCAGCAGACGGCUCAUAUGACUACUCCCACGGCGGCACCAUGUACUUUGCCUACACUGGCAGCACCAACCAUGGCGCCCCCAACGAAACCAUCUUGUUUCCCAACGUCACCGCUAUGGGCGCCUUUGCCCUCACCGGCACGAUGGCCCUCGGCACGUCGGACGCAGAGAACCGCGUGGAACCGCACUGUGCCGCGGUGUACACCUCGCCGCACGUCCUCCCGCACGCAGCCACCCAGAAGAAAGGACCCGUGCCGAUAGCCUGGAAGAUGGGAAGCGGCAUUGCACCCAUCGGGCUGGCAGGUGUGGAUGCGAGUGCGGUGGUGGUGGACCCUGCACGGAGGCAGAUGUGGGUGUCGUUUAUGUCUGCAGCUGGCAAGGAGCUCAGUGCCACUGCUGUGGUGGUUCGCCUGCGGCUGUCGCUUCGCCCCCAGCGCAAGUCGCACACGUUCCGCGUGUUUCUGGAGCGGUUCAAAGCGGUGGGCGUGGAGGGAAACAGUCUACUUCAGCCCACCAUGGCGCUCAACAGCCGUGGAGAGGGCAUCCUGGCAGCGUCGCUGGCGGGCCCGAAAUUCUACCCCUCGGCUGCCUACGCGCGCAUCAACGCCAACACUGACGUGGGCAGGGUCGUCGUCGCCGGCCCGGGGAAAGCGCCUCUCGAUGAUUACCUGAGUAAGUCACAGCCUGGCUUGAGGAUGCUCACCCCACCACUGCCUAUCGCAGCAUACCGCUUCAACGUCCCAGUGCUGCUGUAUGGGUUCUUUAUGUCGGCCACGAUAGAUGAGGACGGCAACGCGUGGGCGGCAGUGGAGUAUGUGGGCGGCGUGGAGCGGACGGAUUAUAGCAACUGGGGCACCUAUAUUUUCAAGGUGGAUUUGGGGGAGAAGAAGGGGGGAGGGGGAGUGGAGGGCGGUUAG